This is a messenger RNA of Poecilia latipinna (sailfin molly), 3975 nucleotides long. It is a transcript of the gene mblac2, whose product is annotated as metallo-beta-lactamase domain containing 2. The record is from RefSeq and is a predicted model, not a curated record. Lineage: Eukaryota; Metazoa; Chordata; Actinopteri; Cyprinodontiformes; Poeciliidae. The transcript is spliced from 3 exons. Bases 146 to 976 code for a protein of 276 amino acids.
UGCGCUUUCUUUCAACGGGUGUGUCUGUAGCAACCAUCACAUUAGCCUAAAUGACAACAUAUCACCGCCAGCUACGAGGCUGCUAACACCUCCCCUGACGGCACAAUACCCGCUGAAGAUAACCUGGACUACUGCAUGACUGGGGAUGUCUGCAGCCGACUGGUACGCCCACAAGUCGCUGGGAGACGGACUCUUCUGGAUCCAGGAGCGAUUCUACCAGUCGGAGAACCGAGCCAACAUCUGGCUUCUCCGCGGCACCCACCAGGACGUGGUCAUAGAUACGGGUCUGGGCUUGAGGAGCUUACCUGAGUACAUCGACGCCAACGGGCUGCUCGGGAAAGACCCGCAGAGGAAGAACCCGCUGCUGGCGAUUGCCACCCACGCCCACUUCGACCACUCGGGGGGUCUGCAUCAGUUCCAACAGGUGGGCGUCCACAGCGCGGAGGUCGAUGCCCUGGCGAACGGGGACAACUUCGAGACGGUUACCUGGCUCAGCGACAGGGAGAUAGCCGUGGCUCCCAGUCCGGGAUGGAGGGCGAGACACUACAAAGUCAAGGCUGUGCAGCCCACACACAUCCUGCAGGAGGGCGAUGUUAUUAACCUUGGUGACAGACAGCUGACGGUGCUUCACAUGCCGGGUCACUCUCGGGGCAGCAUCUGCCUCCACGACCGCGACAAUAAGCUGCUGUUCAGCGGAGACGUUGUGUACGACGGCGCCAUGAUUGACUGGCUGCCCUACAGCCAGGUCAGCGAUUACGUCAGCAGCUGCGAGCGUCUCAUUGGGCUGGUGGACAGCGAGCAGGUUGACCAAGUCCUCCCAGGACACUACAACACUUUCGGCGCGAAGCGGCUCCAUCGACUCUCGUCCGCGUACAUCAGCAGAGCCGGAACGUGCCCUGCGAAGUUCUCUACGCUUGUCUGGAGAACGCUGUCCGGUUGGGCUCUGCGGGCGUCCAACCCUCGCUGUGCCUGCUAAUGCGAGUGGAUGGCGAAGGCUCGUGGGAGGGGGGAAGCACAAUCGCACACAGAAAGACGCUUCAACGUAGAAGGACCUAAAAUGACGAAACGUGUAAUUUAACAGAACUCAUUUAAUUGCCAAACUCUAUAUAAAAUGUCUCACUUGAGUCAACAGCUUCCUAUGAAGUAUACAAUAUGAAGUAUUAAAGGUGUUAUUCUGUAAUGUAUUGAUCAGUAUGUGAAUGUUGGUGUUGGUAUGAUUUUUAGGUGUGUUUUUUUUUUAUAUAUAUUUUAAGCAAAUGUGAACUUAUAAUAGCACAACGAUAGUACAGCUGUGCACUACAAACAGAAAACAGGGAGCUUUGGGUUUUUCUCUGUGACAUUUCAGUCAGCAUGGCCAUAGCUUUCCUCUAUGCAGUCUGCAGUGAAGACCCAGCAGUGACUACCUCCUAUGUUUGUAAUUGUGCUUUGUACUGUUGAUUAUUAAUCUACGGCUUUGCUACGAAAUCUCUGACAAUAAAGUCUUUGCUCAGCCUGACUAUAUUAGUGGCCAUCUCUGUUGGGAUUUGAAGCGUUGGAGUGAAAUGAAGCAUUGGACCAAACAACUGUCUGAUGAAGUACUGAGGGCAACAUUUCUGUGAAAAGCUCCCGUAAUGAGGAUGACGCCGAUGACUACGAAGGUUAGAUUUGAAUUUUAAUGCCCACUGCACUGCAAAAAUGUACUUCAGUGUUGACCUUUGCUUUCCGUUUUUUUUUUUUGACACAUUACUACUUCAAUCGUUAGCAUAUUUUAUGAUUUCCUGUGAUUGAUCAAAAGUUAAAGUUGUUAUUAUAGUCCACACCACUACACAGUACAUUCUAUAACCACCUUUUGCUUUAACUGCAGCCGUGAAUCUUUUGGGCUUUGCCUCUUCCAGCUUUGCAGACGUAGAAAAUACCAGUACCUUUUUUAUUUUUUUUUUUCAAAGCCAUUGAAUCUUAAAUUGGCUAGAGAGCAUUUGUGAACAUAAAAACUUCUACUGAUUCCCAAAUGAGGUUCAUUUUAACACAAGUAUGCCUUGACCUAUACCACAGUAUUGCAUGGCUAAUGUUGUGUGGAAAGGUCAGACCUACAGUCCAUUUUUCAUGUUCUAAUUUUGUUAUUGUAAAACGUCCAGAUGCUUUUUGGCUAAUUAGAUUGAUAGAUUACACUUCAUUUUACACUUUCCCGCUAAGUAAUUAUGGAUGCAUGAAUAAUUGGAUGGUUAAACAGAUAAAUAUGGUAGAUGGAUAGAACGGUGCAUGACACUGUUGUUUCUUCAAACAUAUCCAGACAUGGAAAGUAUUUAAAUCAAGCUUCAUAUUUUCCAGACUGUGUGGGAAGAGGAGAACCGCUGCUCCAAACCUCCAACUCUUUUGCAACCUCCAACAUAUUUUCAACCAAGAUUCCCCGUUAAUUUCCUUCAUUUCCUUUUGACCGUCCCUGCCAACGGAAACCAUUCCCACAGCAAGAUGCUGCUACUACCAUGCUUGUGCAUUUCUGAAUGACAAAUACAGAUGCGUAAAGCCGGGGUAGUUUUAAAACUAUAAACAUUUAUUUUAAUUAACGUUAUAUUAUUUAAAUGUGACAUUUCUCAUUUUGUACUCAACCUUUUACAGAUGCUGCAUACGCGGGACACACAAAACCUGCAAAAGAGGGAGAGUCUUAACAGUGUUAAUCGUUAUUAACAAAGAUUUGCACAUUAUCUGUUAAGCUUCUGAUCAUCACACAUCUGUACAGUUGCAUUUAUAAAAUCAGCUAUGUAACAAAAUGACAGAGCGAGGUUUAUCUGUUAACUUACAAAAUAAUUUACAGUAACAAAUGCUUGUUCGGCGUAUCUCAGUAAAUAUGAGCCCACAAUGAUUGACAGACGUGGAGAAAAAAAAAAAAAAAAAAAAAAAAAAAAAGGGAUUCACCGACAGUCAUAAACUCCCAUUUGAAAUUUGGUUUAUUCAAAAAAUGUAAAAACAAAAAGAAAUGGUGAGAACAAUUGCAGUUAAGAAAAAUAUAGGGGUGGAAAUGUGACGCGACGUCUGCACUUACAAUCCCAUACCUGGUAUGUAGAAGAAAAAGUUUCCAAAACGGAGCCGACAUCUAAAGAUUUUCCUGUUUGAUAUUAAUGGAGUCGUGGCUUAUUUUGGAUGUUCCCCUUAGACUCGCAGGCGGAAAACGCCACACUGAAACCAGGCAAUACACUGCCAGGGUGCCGGUGCAGCAUGACACUGAGUUUGGAUUGGGGUUUUCUAUUAAUGCCUUACUUCGACUACAACCACUUGGUUCUGACGUCAGCCCUCCAGUGAUGUGCAGAUAAAGGUGAAACCCAAAGCAAAGAGUUAUUUUUUUUCAAUUCUGAAAAUGUCAGUCAGAACCAGUACAGUAAAUAUAAACACCUGCAUUUAACUUCCCCCAAAUUCACCGUUAGUAUGAUCACAGGUAGUUCGACGUCUAACCAAUAGAACAAAAUGCUGCAUAGUUGUUUUAAAAGACUCUUCUGGCGUGUGAAUAAGUGAGUACACUGAAGCAGGAGUCACAGAACAGGCAACAAACGUUAACCUCCCAUCAACCUAAAAGAGCAGAAUCGCUGCGGAGCAAAACUGCACAAACGGGGUAUGUCGUUUAAAAUCCCACGCCUUGUAGUCCCUGAAUAACAAACUGUAGCUCCUACUGUACUUCUAAGGUCAUUGCCCUGCUGAGAGGUAAGGCAAACCUCCACUCGAGUCUUUUUGCAGCCGGUUGUCCCUGCUAAAGAAAAAUCUUCCCACACCAUGAUGCUGCCACCACCCGUGUUUUACCAUGUGUAUCUGUUAAUAAAAUCAUAAAUAUGUAAAUCUUUCCUGUGAAGUGCUCUUUUGCUCCAAGUCACAGACCCCCCUGCAGCAGAAACACUUCACAUUUUAUAACAUAAUAAAUUACAUUCAGAUAAAGUAUGACUGGGACAACAAGAGAGAUUUUUACCUUAAAAUGAUGUUUCAGUGGAUGGUAAGGAUGGAAAAGGGGGG